This is a messenger RNA of Dovyalis caffra, 1368 nucleotides long. NCBI's taxonomy places the organism in Eukaryota, Viridiplantae, Streptophyta, Magnoliopsida, Malpighiales, Salicaceae. The record is from the annotation of a GenBank genome assembly.
AUGGCGGCCACUUCUACCUCAGAAAUGACUGACGGACCCGUCCUCAGCCUAAUCACCAAACGCCUUCGCGCCCUCAAGAAGAAGUACAACCGAAUCCUCCAGAUGGAAGAGGCCGUCGGCCAAGGCAAGACUAUCAACAAAGAACAAGAGGACGUCCUCCGUUCCAAACCCUCUGUUUCCGCCGCGCUUGAUGAGCUCGAGAAGCUCCGCCAGCCUCUCUCCGUUGCUGUCUCCGAAGAAAUUGAGCUAGCUGCCCAUCGAUUCAACCCUAAAUCUGAUAGCACAGUUGUUCCAGAUGUAAGGAAUGGAGUGGUGGAGGAUCUGUUGCAUUUGUUGUAUUUUGGGUCGUUGUUUGAUGUGAAGUCUCAGAACGAUUUUACUGCCACCAUGUUGACUCGGACGCAUGAAAGAGGUUGCUGCUUGACAUAUGACUAUGUCACUGAUGAUGCUACCGAUCUGCUUGGCGAGGGGGAUUUGGAUAUGAUUUCUAAGAUGGGUGGUUUACUGAUUUCGCGCCCCGUCAAUUCUAGCUUAUCCCAUAAGAAUGCUUUGCAGCGCUGUAUGGAGCACGCCAAGUUGUGGCUGGCUAAUUCUGAACAACCUAUUGAUUCCAAUGAUAACGUUUCCUAUGCCGAAUUGAGGGAGAGGCUCAACAAGAUUAUGGCUUCUGAUUAUUUCACUACCACACCAGAAAUGAAAGCUCCAGUGGAAGUGGCAGCUGCUGCAGGCAAUUACGUGCCUUUCCAGGUCCCUUUCUCAGUGCCAGUACAAGUGGACGAUUCUGUUGCGCCAUACCAGCUUGCUUUGGGAUAUGUCCCUGUGGGUAUCAUUCCCUCAUGGAUCUUCCCUGAUAAGGCGCUGGAUCAGCUAAAUCUUCAUGGAAAGAAAUCAGAACAAAAAGAGACAGAAAAUUUCCAACACGAGACUGGUGAUGGUCAGUCUAGUCCUGCUGAGGAACUUCAGAAGGAUGCAAAGGAGACUGAAAAUCCAGCAGAAGUUGCCCCAGAUCAAGAAGAGCAAGACAAGCCAUCGACAGAAGUAGUAGAAGAUCAUAAUCAGGUGGAGACUAAUGAGCAACAAUAUGUUUCUCGAAGGAACUACCAGAACCAAAGAGGUGGUCGUGGUGGCAGCAAUGGUGGUCGUAGGGGUCAUUCAAAUGGUCGUGGUGGUCGAAGUGGUGGUAGAGGAGGUGGCAGCUACCAAAAUGGCCGCAACCAAUAUUAUGAUCAACCCGGAAACUUUUAUCCGAGGAACUACUAUAAUAAUCGAGGAAGGGGCGGCGGCAGAGGUGGUGGGCACACUUACAACAACCAUGGUUCAACAGGUCAAGGCAGCCAUGCCCCUGCUGAUGUUGGGGUUGCUUCAUGA